Messenger RNA from Zootermopsis nevadensis, 3079 nucleotides. NCBI's taxonomy places the organism in Eukaryota, Metazoa, Arthropoda, Insecta, Blattodea, Termopsidae. The record is from RefSeq and is a predicted model, not a curated record.
UGUAAUUAUUUUUAUAUGGUGUAAGUACAAGCGUUUGUGAACUAAUGGUCACAUGGUAAAAAGGUUCAUUAAAAACGAACUCCGAAACUUGCAGUUUUUCUUCGUUGAUAUUUACUCUAAUUCUGAUUAUGUAUCUACACCACUGUCAUAAGACAGAACACUAAUAAUAAAAUAAACUUAGAAGCACAUGCUUACAUUGCCUGCGGAGACGGUGUAUGUGUGACCGGCUGAAUACUGUACUUGUGAUAUGGCAAUUUCAAAGAAUCAUGUUUUGAAAUUGUAUAAAACAAUGUUGCGCGAAUCCGAGAAGUUUUCUUCGUACAAUUACAGGUUAUAUGCUUUAAGACGAGUUCGGGACACGUUUAAAGAUGGUAAAUCUCUUACUGAUUCUACAGAAAUUACAGAAGCUGUUCAUAAGGCAGAAGAAACUUUAGAAAUAAUCAAACGGCAGGUUGUAGUAGGAAAUCUUUACGCAGCAGAGAAGCUUGUGAUUGAAAAGAAAGCAGAGAAGGAACUGACAUCUAGGCAAGGAAUAAGAGAGUCAUGCUUGGAUGGUGAUAGGAAUACUUAGAAUGUGAUACAUGGUCUGUGAGUUCUGCUGGCUUUGGCACACUCAGAAAUUAAACUGCGGGAUUGAUAGGCAAGGAGUAGAGGUUUGGAAUGGUGCCGUAAAAGACACUUUCAAUUAGUUCUGUACAUAUUGUAAUGAGAUUUUGAAGGGUGUGUAAUUUAAUAUCAGUUUUGUAUAUUUAGCUUGUGUAUUUCUCAUAGUUCUAAGGCUGUGUUAUUUGCACUUGUCACAUUUUACUAGGUCUUUAGAUGCAACAAAAUUCACCUGUUGCUUGUUUUGAGACCUUCUUAGGAGAUCUUGGCAAAAUUUGAAACAUGCACGAUUUAGUGUUCUUGUCAGUCUUCUGGUAUAUACAGGUUUAAAUGUGCAAACUGUUAUUGAUUUAUCCAUUAAAUUAAUGGGGAGAUAAACAUAGCAGCAAAGCUGUUACCCACUCUCUUAGUAGUUUGUCUUUUGUUCAUGGUUUUCUUAAAUUUCUGAUUUAGCAGAUUAUUUAGUGCUGAAAAUUCUUCAUGUUCUAGUUUAGUAUUUGCUAAAAAUUUAAAAUAGCAUUGGCUGAGAUCUGUAACUGUAGUGAAGCAAUCAUGAUUCAUGCCCUUUCCUUUCAACUUGGAACUGCAUGCCACGUUGCUCCAGCACAUUUAUUUUUAGGGUUACGCCUCUUAUUGCAGUAAAUAGUUCUUUGUAUUCACAGCAGCAUUGGUUGCUUUUAAAGUAUUUGUAGAUUAAUAUCUUGAAGUUUUAAUAGUUAGCACUUCAUGGUGUAAUUUAUAAAUUGUUAAUUAAUUCUGGUUGUUGAAGUAUGACUCAGUAAACAGUUGACUUGUGCUGAAACCAACUAAAUUGAUAACGCAUCCUAUGACGAACCCUCUCAUGUGUAACAGUCUGCAUUUUGGUGAUAAGAAACUGUCAGAUAUUUAUUACUCUGCUGUAAUACUUUGCCAGUCUUUAUAAUUUUAUGUUAUUGUUAUUACAUUUGUGUUCGGCUAGUUGUAUAAAGGUAACUCAAAAUUGGAUAACUAUUCCAAAAAUUGUGUUGGUACCUCUCGUACAUGCUUUUCACUCGAUGUGGCUGAGAUAUGGUCUUUGUGUGUUGUGAGAUUAUUUAUUUUUUAUAGAUUGCGAUGAAAAUUGUUUGUUGUAUUAUUAAACUUUGCAUACCGUGGUUUCAUGAUCAAAUUGUACACGUGCUUAUGCUAGACUGUUCAUGAAGCAGUUUGAGGAAAAGUAUAUGUUGUUAUUUAUAAAAUUUGUAUUUCUUGGGAGCUCUGAGAAUUUUGUUUAGGGUAAUCAGAAAAGAACUCAUUAGUUUCAGAAUUUUAAGACUUUGAGAUAAAUUAUGUUGCCCUGACUCCACUUUGUAAGAUUUUGAAAGACUGAAGUUGAAGAUAACAGAUGACCAUACCUGGCUUAGCCUGCCUCUAUAUAAAGAGGGAGGCCAUUAAUGAAGUUAUAUUUUCGAUUAUUUCAGAUUUUUAAACUUUGCGGGUUGUCCCGCUGUUGCUUCCAGGUCUUCAGUUUUUCUUUCUGUACUUUUAUAAAAAAAAAUUAUGUGUAAUUGUAAUAUGGAAUUUGAACUUGGCUAACAGCGUGACACGCUGGACCUUCCAUUAAGUAGAUGCCAUAAAUCUGAAUGUGUUGGGAAUAUAAUUCCACUAUUACUGUUAUACAUUGCCUAUGUGAAGAUGAUUAUUGAAUAUUUCUCAUUGUUGUUUGACUAAAAUUUAACAAAACAUUAGGUCUUAAAACUAAGGAGUUCUUUUACUAUAACCCAGUAUUUCAGUAUGAAAUUGCUCAAGAUAGCAGUUUAAUAAGGAUAUUGUUGAUAUACUUAAGAAUAAUGGUAUGUAUUGAAGUCUUCAUGUUUUCAGAGGAUUGUUAACUCUCUGGUGUAGGAUCACUUUAAUUGUCAACGCAAAACAGCCAUGUUUGCAUGUAACCAUUUACUUUUUAAAAAUUUCAGUGAAGGUAUUCCAUUCCUGUUGUCAUUCUGAAUUAAUAGUUUGGUCUGUUGUUCAUUGUUUGAAAAUUAAUAGUCAUGUGAGAGUACCAAAAAUCAUAGGCUAUAAUGAGCACGUGUAACGUGCUCGUUCAUGGUAAGUGAAAGAUUUAUAGAGAGUGUAAAGUGCUUAAUCCCUACACUGAAGGGUGAACAUUUGAAGUGGCCAAGUUUUCCGAUGUCUUGGAGAUCUCCGCUUCGUCCUGAAAUCUUCUAAACAUCAAUAAACUAUCACAUCACACCAGGGGGGGGAGGUUGUGAUGUUACCAUCACAAAUUUGUUGGUGUUUUACAGAAAAAGUAGGUUCACAAAAUUAAGAAAUUUUCCUGCGUACAUUUUUAAAUGAGAUUUGCCAUAUCUUGCCAAUAUUUGUAUAUAACUGGACAGUGUCAUAUUGUCAUGGCACUAUCUAGACGUAUUAAUUCAGUGAUGCUCUGUUGUUUACGCAUUUCAAUUGUUAACGUGAAAUAUUUAUUUCAUGAAAUAAAAGAUCAGAGUUUUGGCAUGAG